AUGACAAGUAUAAUUCGUAUUGCUGGAAUUUGUGGAUCUCUUCGUAAAGAAAGUAGUAAUAAAAAAUUACUUCUUCGAGCUCAACAAUUAUGCUCUAAGCAUGUACCCGAAGCUCGGAUUGAUAUUAUUGAUUGGAAUCAACUACCCGUUUAUAAUGAGGAUUUGGAAGAAGAUCCACCUAAAUCGGUUCUUAAAUUUAAAGAAGAAAUCGGAGAUUCUGAUGCAAUUCUUUUCGCUACGCCCGGUCCUUUAAAAAAUGCAAUCGAUUGGGCAAGUAGAACAAAGCUUGGUAAUCGUGGUGAUGUUUUCGCCGGAAAACCUGUUGCGAUCAUUGGUGCUGGUCCUGGAUCUUAUCCAGGUGCUUCGGGAUCCGGUCGUGCUCAACUAGUAUUAAGACAAACUUUAGUUGUCUUGAAUAUGGUAGCAGUUAACAUGCCAUCUGUAAUGUUAACUGGAUCUUAUAAGGCAUUUAAAGAGGAUGGAAGUUUAGAGAGUGAAGUAAUUGAAGAAAAAAUUGUACAAAUAUUGAAAGAACUUGUGAAUUUAAACAAUCGGUUAAAAAUUACGGUUCCGAAACCAACAGAUUAUGGUAUGCUCUAUAUUAAUGAACUUUUAGAAACAAAAGAUGGUGUAAAAAUUCGUGCUUAUGUUUGUAAAAGGAUUGAAGAAGAUGCUAAUACAAGACCUACUGUAUUAAUGCUUCAUGGAAGUGGCGGUAAUAUGGGCCAUAGAUUACCGAUUGCUGAAAGUUUUUAUAAGAAUUUAAAAUGUAAUGUUAUGUUGGUUUCUUAUCGAGGAUAUGGUAGAAGUGAUGGAACUCCUUCUGAAAAUGGACUUCGUCUAGAUGCGCAGGCAGCAUUGGAUUACAUUAGAAAAGACAACAUAUUAAAAGAUACGAAAGUAAUAGUAUAUGGACAAGCGCUUGGUGGAGCUGUAGCAAUCGAUUUAGUUUCUAGAAAUGAAUCUAAAGUUGAUGCUCUGAUAAUCGAAAAUACUUUUUUGAGUAUUCCAAAAGUGAUUCCUCAUAUUGUCCCAUCACUUCGUUAUUUAACCUUUAUAUGUUCCGAAAUUUGGCCAUCUGAUAGUAACAUAACAAAACUUCGAUCAAUUCCAAUUUUAUUUCUUUCGGGCUCAAAAGAUGAACUUAUUCCACCUCAACAUAUGAAAAUUUUAUAUGAAUUGGCGAAUACUAGUGGUGGGAAAAUGUUUCAGGAAAUUGAAAAUGGGUCACAUUAUGAUACUGUUUCACAACCAGAGUAUUUUUCAAAGAUUGGUGAAUUUUUUACACGGAUGUUGGGUGAGGAACUCUAUGAAAAAGAUCAAUUGCUUGAUAAUACAGAGAUAGAGACACCUCUUUAA
Messenger RNA from Scutellospora calospora, 1359 nucleotides. Lineage: Eukaryota; Fungi; Glomeromycota; Glomeromycetes; Diversisporales; Gigasporaceae. The record is from the annotation of a GenBank genome assembly.